Molecule: messenger RNA, 453 nt
Organism: Postia placenta MAD-698-R-SB12
Lineage: Eukaryota; Fungi; Basidiomycota; Agaricomycetes; Polyporales; Adustoporiaceae
Exons: 4
Coding region: 1-453 (150 amino acids)
Source: RefSeq, a predicted model, not a curated record
AUGCCCACGGAGUUGGCGGGUUUACAUCUGCAAAUAAUUGUGAAAGUCAGGCAAGACGUGCGAUAUUUAGCAGCGGGUAUGACGCACUUUUUGACUGCUUCUCAAGUCCUCCCACGCGCCGCCAGCUGGAACGUGAAAAUUCACCAACUCGCGAACAAGGGGAUGAUUCUUGUGCUCCUCCCAGUCGCGAGCGUACAGAUCGUCCUCGCGGGCAAACAGCCCGUCAUUAUCCCACACAUCCCUGGCAGCCAGACCUAUGUCGGAGUCGUCGCGGUCAUGGUAAUCCGCAAGUAUAGUCGUAGCAAAGAAUGCGAGGAAAAGGAGGAUGGACUGAAUAGUACGCAUUGCAGCUUCUGUGUCUACAACCGCAAUGUUCUUGAGAAGCCGGAAGCAACAGAGCAUAGCGAGUCUGAACAUAUUUGCGUUCAGUCAGCGGCAAACGACGAGGGCUGA